UAGGGAGGCUUGCAAAUACACACCCACAAUAUUUACUCUCCUAGCUAGCAAACCCAGCAAGAAUGAAGAAACUUUCUAUCACAGGCCUUCGGCUUUGGCUUUUGGUGGUGGCGAUCGCGGCGCUUCUCAUCGGAGCUCGUGUGACGGAGGCGGUGACUUGCAGCCCUACGGAGCUGAGCCCGUGUGUCACUGCAAUCCUAUCGGGGAUGCCACCCUCGUCCGCUUGCUGCAGUAAGUUGAGGGAGCAAAAGCCAUGCCUUUGUGGGUACCUAAGGAAUCCAAACUUGAAGCCUUACGUGCAAUCUCCCAACGCCAAAAAGGUUGCUUCUGCCUGUGGUGUUGCCUUCCCCAGCUGCUAGGACUCCCCAUGCCCUUAAUUUAAUUUCUUAUGGAAAUUAAGUUGGUAUCUAUUACAAAAUCCAAAACUACUGUGAAAUAAAUUUUCUUUGUCUUUGCCGACACGAGCAUAACUCAAUGGUAAUUGACAUAUACUUGUCGGAGAAAAAAAACUUUUUAUGUGUCUUUUUGAUAUGGAAUGAUGAGAUUGUUAUCAAGAAAAUAUGGAAUAUUAAGACGAUUAUUGGCUCUUUCAAUUCCA
Momordica charantia (bitter melon) is the source of this 598-nucleotide messenger RNA. RefSeq names its product non-specific lipid-transfer protein 2-like. NCBI's taxonomy places the organism in Eukaryota, Viridiplantae, Streptophyta, Magnoliopsida, Cucurbitales, Cucurbitaceae. The record is from RefSeq and is a predicted model, not a curated record. Gene Ontology annotation, biological process: lipid transport.